CAUUUUUUCAUGCAGCAUAAUUGAAUCAAUGUAACAACUGCACCUUCAACUUUACUAACACCUUAUCCAAAGUUGUGACAGCGUUUUUUCACGAUUGUUAUCUAAUUAAUCUAAUGAAAAAUUGUGCUUCUUUAUUCAUUGACCUGAAUGUAGGCUUUCCGACGACCAGAAACAGUCAUGUAAAACCAUGUGUACCAUUUAGGAUUACCGGAUAACUUAAAUAAUUGCAAUUUGUUCAACGUGAUUUUUUGUGUAAAAUUUCGUUGGCAUGAUCAGGCUUGUCAAUCGAGGAUAAUUAAAAGGUGAUCAUAAUUUAUCAGUCCAAUCAACAUCUCCAGCUCUUUCAAUUUGAUUGGUAUUAUCAACUAGAUAAUAUCCAACAAUUACGCAGCGCUUUGUGUUGGUCAAUAAUAAAAUCCAAUAAACUCUUUGUGAACCUAAUCGAGAUAAUUUGUAUUCAUCGACACAUAAGGAUUGAUUGUUCACAAUGGCAACACUCAAAAAAUUAAGUGAAGAAGCCUUAACUCGUCCACCUGAAGAAGUUUUUGACAUUAUUUGUAAAUUAGGCGAAGGCUCUUAUGGAUCUGUAUUUAAAGCAUUACACAAGGAAUCGGGACAAAUCUUAGCAAUCAAACAAGUACCAGUUGAAAGUGAUUUUGGAGAGAUAAUCAAAGAAAUAUCAAUCAUGCAGCAGUGUGAUUCGCCAUAUGUAGUUAAAUAUUAUGGAAGCUAUUUCAAAAGUAAAACUCUAGGAAGCGAUUUAUGGAUUGUAAUGGAAUAUUGUGGAGGUGGAAGUGUCAGUGAUAUCAUGAGAUUAAGAAAGAAAACACUCUCCGAAGAGGAAAUCGCAACCAUAUUAAAAGACAUUCUACUCGGGUUGGAGUAUCUUCAUGCUCGACGAAAGAUUCACCGAGACAUUAAAGCAGGAAAUAUUUUAUUAAACAGUGAAGGCCAUGCUAAAUUGGCUGAUUUUGGUGUCGCUGGUCAACUUACAGAUACUAUGGCCAAAAGAAAUACUGUUAUAGGGACACCUUUUUGGAUGGCUCCAGAGGUUAUACAAGAAAUUGGUUAUGACUGUUUGGCUGAUAUUUGGAGUUUAGGUAUAACAGCAUUGGAAAUGGCUGAAGGCAAACCACCUUAUGGAGAUAUUCAUCCUAUGAGAGCAAUUUUUAUGAUACCCACCAAACCGCCGCCUUCAUUCAGAGAUCCUGACCGCUGGUCAACUGAGUUUAUAGAUUUUGUAUCUCACUGUCUCGUCAAAAAUCCUGAACACCGAGUUUCAGCUAGCAGUUUACUCAAACACGAUUUCAUUAAAAGAGCUUUACCGGUCAGCUCAUUGAUUAGUAUAAUCCAAGAAGCGAAAAUAAUCCAACAAAAACAUUAUAAACAAGACUUGACCGUUAAGGAUAAUAUCAAUUCAUUAACGAUGGUUUCUGAUUUGAACAAUCAGACUCUUAAGUUGUCUUUUUCAGAUGCUCUCUGUCACAGUAGUAAAUCAGAAACUAUCAAAACGAACACAACAGUCUCAGAUAUAGAAUCGGAUCUUGGAACACUUAUAAUUAAUGACGAGUCUGGAGAUGAUGAAAACGGUAAAACAAUGAAACCAGCAUUCAUGCAACAUUUCGAAAGGACCCGAGAAUUAGACAAAGAAUAUAACAGCCCUGUAAAUACAACAAGCAGCGAGGAACGAAAUUUAAAUAAAGAAUUGGCAGAAACUUCAACUUCUAUUACUCCAAUUCAUAAUUUACAAUUACAACACAAUCCAGCACAAGCUCAAACAAUGCUAUUAACAGACCAGAUUCAUCAAUCUGCUUCUCAACAAAAUUUACACUCAACUCAUUCAAAACUAUUACAAUCUCAGGAAGCACAACACCAACACUAUCAACCACAGCAGCCUCAGCAACCUCCUCAAUAUCAACCCAUGUCGCGGGCAGCUAUGCUAGAAAGUGAUUUUGAAUUUCUCCGAUAUUUGCCUACUGAAGAGCUGCUCAAAAGAAUGGCUAAUCUUGACUAUGAAAUGGAAAAUGAGAUUGACGAAUUAAGACGACGAUAUGCGGCCAAAAGACAACCGAUCAUUGAUGAUAUCAAUGCUAAAAGAAAGCAGCAGCAAAAUUUUUAGAUUCAACUAAAUCUAAUAACUUGCCAUUCUAUAAUAUGAACAAUCUAAAUAUCCGCUUACAAUUAGAUGGGUUAUCAUUUCAUUAGUAACACAUAUUACAUUGCUUAUUCAACAUAUUGAUAAAUGAGUGAUAAAUCAAGAUGAACUCUCAAUAGAUGAAAAAUCAAUCAAAUAUUUUAAAUUUGAAUGUUGAUAUUCAAACAAACUUCACCCAACCUACAAUUGACCAAUUUGUUCCUGACUCCAUCGCCUUGGAUUAAUUCAUAUAAAAAGUACUAGAGUUACUUGUGUACUCAAAGAAACUGAAUAACUAUUGACUUGAUUUUAAUCAUGAUGAAUCAGAUACAGUUGAUGCUCUUAAUAUUCCAAAUGUCACGCCGUACCAAUCUUUGCAUCUUCAGAUUCUCGUCGAUUGCGAGAUGGAAAUGAAAAAUAUAAGCUGAUACUAAUUUAUAUGGGAACUUUCAACACCAGAAGUUAACAUGUAAAAAGACUAUUUGAUUGCAUAUUAUUUUCUUAUAAUCCAUGAAUUUGAAAAGCAACAUGUAAAGUGAUAAAAAUCUGAAAAUGCCAAUUUAUUGCCAAUAUUUAUAAUCAAUUGACUUUGUUAUCCAACUAUAGUGAAACCUCGCAAAGGUUGUGAGCGGUCUUGCUGCCUAGCGAUAUUGUUUAUCCAACACAAAUGUAAAAGCGAGGAGAAUCUUGAAUAUCCAAAGACGCCGUUACUAAAUUUUAUACAACCUUUCGAAGUGUUACUGUAAUUUAAUUUGAAUCAUAAACAGGAAAACCCAUCAACAGUAUUAA
Molecule: messenger RNA, 2923 nt
Organism: Tetranychus urticae (two-spotted spider mite)
Lineage: Eukaryota; Metazoa; Arthropoda; Arachnida; Trombidiformes; Tetranychidae
Source: RefSeq, a predicted model, not a curated record